Messenger RNA from Cryptococcus deneoformans JEC21, 4766 nucleotides. RefSeq names its product ABC transporter, putative. Gene Ontology annotation, cellular component: membrane. Gene Ontology annotation, molecular function: ATP hydrolysis activity; ATP binding; ABC-type transporter activity. The record is from RefSeq and is a predicted model, not a curated record. The coding region runs from base 228 to 4619 and encodes 1463 amino acids. Lineage: Eukaryota; Fungi; Basidiomycota; Tremellomycetes; Tremellales; Cryptococcaceae. Gene Ontology annotation, biological process: transmembrane transport. The transcript has 21 exons.
GGAAUCCUCCAUAUUUGGUCUCAGCCAAGAUUCCAGAUGAUCUGCGACAAGAAUCUUCCAGUAAGCUAGUCUGUGAAUCUGAUGGUCAUAUAUAAAUCCAGGCCCUAUUGGGGGUGUCGCUUGUUUGCCCCUCAUUCUGUUACCAGUUUCUGUUUACGGUAUCACAAGGACAGUCCAUUUCACAACAUACUCUCAUUGACUUCCUCUCCUCCACCGCAGUCUCCAGUAUGACAGGGGUUAUCGGAGAUGACUACAGCACACCACCUCACAAUAAUGGCAACACAGACCAAUUGCUAGGAUCUACAGUUACUAUCUCUGAAAAACGACCCCAGGCACCCUCCCCCGAUGAUUCCGAGUGGAACUUGGCAUCUCAGUUGCGAGCCGAUCAGGAGCUCCUCAAAUCGCGAGGAUUGACACCCUGCAAAUCUCUUCCAUUGGCAUGGGAACACCUUUCGGUCCGCGGUGUAGGUGGUCUGGACAAUAUCGAAUAUGGUUCUUCUAUGUCUACGAUUCUCGCACCCUGGUUACGACGCAAAUACCGCAAGAAAGCUGCUCUCUUGGCAGCAACUAGAAGUGACUUACCAGAAGCCGAAAAGGGUGACGGUGAUGUCAUGGCCUGGCGACCAGGUAUGCCUACGCCCAAGAAGGGUGAACCCGGCCUUCGUAAAGGAGAGCGAUACCUCCUUAGAGACUUCUCAGGUGUGGUCAAGUCAGGAGAGAUGAUGUUGGUCGUCGGUCGACCAGGUAGUGGGUGCAGUACUUUCCUCAAAAUCCUCGCCGGUCAUCGAGACGGAUACGCUGGGGUAGAAGGUAUUGUCAAAUACGGCACGUUGCAGCCCGACAAAGACUUCCAACCAUACAAAAGCGAAGUCAUUUUCAACUCGGAGGAAGACCUGCAUGAUCCUAAUCUUCUCGUUGGUCAUACAAUGGAUUUCGCUCUCCAGAUGUGCACCCCAUCUCGCGAUUCAAGGUUACCUGAAGAACCUGCUGGCAAUGGGAUGAGUAGGAAGAAGUACCAGGAUAGAACAAAAUGGGAGUUGUUGAAGAUGUUUGGCCUUACCCAUACACAUGAUACCAAGGUGGGAGAUCAGUAUGUUCGAGGUGUUUCCGGUGGUGAGAAGAAACGAGUUUCCAUUGCAGAAGUGCUUGCCACCAAAGCUUCUGUCCAGAUGUGGGACAAUGCCACCCGCGGCCUCGAUGCCGAUACCGCUCUGCGAUAUGCCAAAACCCUUCGUACACUCGCCGAUAUCCAACGAAACACCACGGUCGUCAGUCUAUAUCAGGCGGGUAACGGUAUCUACGAUCUCUUCGAUAAGGUAACCGUGAUCGCAGAAGGACGGGUAAUUUACUAUGGACCACGAGCGGAGGCGAGAGGUUACUUUGAAGAUCUUGGAUUCGUUCAUCCGGAUGGAGGCAACACUGCCGACUUUUUGACUGCCGUUACCGCCACGAACGAGCGAAAGAUCAGAGAGGGCUUCACGGGCCCUAUCCCCACCACUCCCGCUGAGUUUUCGACUCUUUAUGAGAAAUCUGACAUUGCUCGUCGUAUGCGAGAAGAGUUGGAAGCUCAUCUGGCCGACCCUGCUGUAGAUGAGCAGACGAAGAAGUUUAAAGAGAGCGUUGAAAAGCAGAAGGACCGAUGGGCAUCUAAGAGUAGGCCGGAGAAGGCCGACUUCAUGACUCAGGUCCGUGCGGCAUUGAUCAGAGAUUACCAACAACGAUGGGGAGACAAAUGGACGUUUUGGAUGCGACCUGCUACUUUGCUCUUCCAAGCCUUGAUUGCAGGCUCUAUGUUCUACAAUAUGCCUGUUUCUACCGCAGGUCUUUUCCUUCGAGGUGGUACUUUGUUCUUGUCUCUUUUCUUCCCCUCCAUGAUCAGUCUUGGUGAAACGACGGCCGUCUUUUCAGGCCGAUCAGUUCUUUCAAAGCAUAAAGGCUUCUCUAUGUACAGACCUUCGGCCCUGCUGCUCGCUCAAACGAUAGGCGAUAUGCCCCUCUACUUUGUGAUGAUUGUCAUGUUCACUCUCAUCAUCUAUUUCAUGACGGGUCUCAAAGUCGACGCCGGUCUGUAUUUCAUCUACCUCUUGUUCAUCUAUUUUACCACCCUUUGUACAACGGCGCUCUUCCGAUCCAUUGGUUACGCUUUUAGCACUUUCAACAAUGCUUCCAAAGCUUCUGGUUUUGCGCUCUUGAUGCUUUCGAUGUACGCUGGCUACAUCAUCUACACCCCUCAAAUGCAUCCAUGGUUUUCAUGGAUUAGAUGGCUCAACCCUUUCUAUUAUUCUUUGGAAGCCAUUAUGGCUAGUGAGGUCUAUGGGCUUGAACUCGAAUGCGUUUCUCCACAACUUGCGCCUUAUGGUGGUGACUACGCUCAAUACAACCAGGGAUGCGCAAUCACCGGUGCUGAGCCCAACUCUAUUACCCUUGACGGCACCUUAUGGAUGGAAUCUGCUCUCAACUUUUACAAAAGCCAUGUCUGGCGUAACUUUGGUAUCUUGAUUGCUUUCUGGGUUUUCUUCCUUGGUUUCUGUGCAUUGAUGAUCGAGAUGAUCCCAGCAGCUGGAUCGACCAAGUCCGUACUGCUGUACAAACCAGGCGGAGGUGGCAAGUACAUAAGGAACGCUCAAAAGAACGGAGCUUCUCCUCGAGAUGAAGAAGAUGGACCGAAUGAUAGUCAACUUAAUGAGAAAUCUCAGGGAACGUCAGAUGGCACCGCCGCCGAAGUGCAGGCUGUCAAUUCCGUUCUGACCUGGAAGAACCUAUGCUACACUGUCAAUGCGAAUGGCCAGCCCCGCCAGCUUCUCAACAACAUCUUUGGAUACUGCAAAGCUGGUACCCUUACUGCUCUCAUGGGAUCUUCUGGAGCAGGUAAAACGACCUUGAUGGAUGUGUUGGCAGCGCGAAAGACCGACGGUGAUAUCCGUGGUGAGAUUCUCAUGAAUGGCAAGCAACUUCCCAUUUCUUUCCAGCGAACCACCGGCUAUUGCGAACAAGUGGAUGUGCACCUUCCUCAGGCUACUGUGAGAGAGGCUCUCGAGUUUUCUGCGCUUCUUCGUCAGCCUAGAACUCUUUCGGAUAAGGAAAAACUCGCUUAUGUCGAUGUCAUUAUCGAUUUGCUUGAGCUGCAUGACAUUGAAGAUGCCCUGAUCGGUACUCCGGAAGCCGGUCUGGGUGUUGAGCAGCGAAAGAGGUUAACCAUCGGUGUUGAGCUUGUCAGCAAGCCAACCUUAUUGUUCCUGGAUGAGCCUACUUCCGGUCUUGAUGGCCAAAGCUCUUAUUUGAUUGUAUCCUUCUUAAGAAAGCUAGCUGCCGCCGGUCAAGCUGUUCUUUGUACCAUUCACCAACCUUCCGCUGCUCUGUUCGCCCGAUUCGACCAGCUCCUGCUCCUCAAAGGCGGUGGUAACACUGUGUACUUCGGGCCUGUCAGCGAAUUGACCAGCUAUUUCGAGAAGCAAGGCGUCACAAUCCCCAAGAACGUCAAUCCGGCUGAACGAAUGAUUGAUAUUGUGUCGGGUGACCUUUCGAAGGGACGUGAUUGGGCUCAGAUUUGGCUUGAAUCAGACGAAUGCAAAGAGCGUGCUAGGGAACUGGAGGAAUUGAAGAAGGCUGGCGCCGAUAACACGGCCAGUGUCGAGGGUGACGAGCAUGAGUUCGCUUCGACAAACAUAACCCAACUCAAGUUGGUCACCAAGCGAGCAUCGGUCCAAUUGUGGCGUGACACUGAAUACGUGAUGAACAAGGUUGCGCUGCACGUCUUGGCAGCCCUCUUCAAUGGUUUCAGUUUCUGGAAAAUUGGUGACGCAUACGCGGAUAUUCAGAACCGUAUCUUCACAAUUUUCCUGUUUGUUUUCGUCGCUCCUGGUGUAAUCGCUCAGACCCAGCCUAAGUUCCUACAUAACAGAGACAUUUUCGAAGCGCGAGAGAAAAAGGCAAAGCUUUACUCCUGGCAUGCCUUCUGUUUCGCAGAGAUUGUAGCAGAAAUUCCCUACCUCCUCGUUUGCGCUCUACUCUACUUUGCCCCGUGGUAUCCAACCGCCGGUUUCAGCUUCAAGCCUGGAAUCGCAGGAGCCAUUUAUCUUCAGAUGACACUGUAUGAGUUCUUGUACACCGGUAUUGGCCAGUUUGUGGCGGCAUACGCCCCUCAUGAGGUAUUUGCUGCUCUUGUCAAUCCUCUGCUCAUUGGAAUCCUUGUUAUAUUCUGUGGUGUCCUGGUUCCGUAUGAUCAGAUCACUGCUUUCUGGCGCUACUGGAUGUAUUAUCUCGACCCUUUCCAAUAUCUUCUCGGUGGUCUUGUCUCUCGCGCUUUGUGGGACGUUGAAGUCAAAUGCAAAAGCGACGAGUACGCCGUUUUCAACCCUCCUGAGGGAAUGACUUGCGAAAACUACAUGUCAGCCUUCCUCUCCGAAGCGCCUGGCUACUUGAACAAUCCCAAUGCUACAAGCGACUGUGAAUAUUGCGUCAUUUCAAAGGGGAGUGAUUAUCUCAAGGCAUUGAAUUUGGAGAAGAAGGUGGAUGGGUGGAGGGAUAUUGCUUUGACUUUCUUGUUCGUCCUCACUUCUUACGGAAUGGUGUUUCUUCUUCUUAAAUUGAGAAGUAAACGUUCCAAAAUGGCCCAGUAAUGGAAAGGAUAAUUAAAACUUGUACAACCAUUAUUACAACCAUUACAACUAGGUAUCAUAUUUGCUAGUUCGAGAAUUUACCAUCUUCUGAGAUUUAAUACCCGUUAUUAUCAUCUUGAUUAUAAUUCAUUAGAAUGCUACAAGAGA